AGUGGAUGGCGGGGCGGCGAGGAUCCACGUCCCGAGCCGGACCCCGGUCUUUUCUCGGCCGGCUCCAAUUACUUUUCGGGCGGCCGACCGCGCGCCUGUGCCUUGCAGCAUUGUCUCGCUCCUAGUGUUCCCGCCCAUAGCAGUGUCACCUUUGUCACCACCGCCCACACGAUCUCAGAUCCUGCCCCGACUCUGUCCGGAAGUUCUGAACUGCGCGCAACUAGCGACCUUUGCGCGCACACAUCGGCAAAUCUUUCCCUCACGCGACUACUGUGUUAAGGGACCGAAACACCGAAACGACCGAACGCCGAAUCGUCGCAUCAAAUUCGACCGGCCACCCGAACGCUGCCCCGCAAGUCCUCAAGUUCAUUCGAGAAGGACCCUGCCAGAGGCCGUGGAUACGAGAUCAACCCUCAAAGGGUAGACAGCCACCAAACAACAAAGAAGGAAACAGGAAUCAGAGUCAGCAAAAAUGGCCUCGACGAUAGCAGCGGCUACGAAAGUCUCCCGGAAGAUGUUCCGUGAACUUCACGGUGUCGUCGUGACCUCUGGCCUGAUUGAUAAGACGGUCAAGGUCAGGGUAGGCGGGCAGAAGUUCAACAAGUUCCUCCAGAAGCACUUCGACGACCCAAAACAAUACCUGGUCCACGACCCCAACAACUCUCUCCGUGCCGGUGACGUGGUCGCCAUCAUGCCCGGCUUUAUCACUAGCAAAUCCAAGCGGCACGUGGUCAAGCAUAUCAUUGCGCCCGCCGGCACGCCGAUCGAGGAGCGCCCGCCCAUCCCUUCACUGGAUGAGCUCUGGGACGCCAAGGACGCGGCAAAGGCGGCCAAGAAGGAGCGCAAGGUGCUGCGGGAAAAGAUGCAGGCAGCUGAGGAGGCGAUUGAGCUUGCUGAGAGAAUGGCUCGCCACGCCGUGAGGGAGAUUGCGAUGCGCGAGAAGAUCAUCAGCUUACAAAAGGUUGAUUGAGGAACGCAGUGUGGACAAGCCGAGUGACGAAGACGAGGGACCAGGAUUGGAGCGAGAUGCAUUCCGGCAUACGUCGGCUCAUGCACGCCCUCACUAUUUGUGUCUUUUGCUAAAGGAUGGUGUUGACGUUGGGGGAGGAGAGAGAAGGGGGGGUGGUGGUGGUUGGUUAUGGUCCGAGGUGUCUAGACUUGCGUCAAGGAUUGUGUCGAGAAGGCAUAAACAAACUUCGAGCACAAGCUGUUGGUAAAUACGUGCAGGAUUAUCGACGUAGACACGCUGUACGAUAUAAAGGACAACGCUAGAUGUCAGAAAAGGGAUGGGAAGCAUGGUGUCCGGAAGUAUUCGUCAACCUCUCGGAGUGAACGACGGGCAAGGGCACAAUGGAUGGAAGGGUGAUUAUACCAAUUGACACGUGGACAGCAGUGUGCGAACCAGCUUCAAUCCGCGCUGAACGAUUUAUUUGGCCAGCAAAGCGGAAUUCUACUUGGAUUGCUGUGUGAUGGACUGCGAUCACCUCCGCCCUCUUUGCUGCCCCAUAUGGGUGCUUUCCGAAUGCGCACCGUUACUAUUUCCGCUCUGCCCGCUCCUUGCCCUGACAGCUUAUAGAUACCUAUAGUUGUGAUGCCUGUCACACUCUUUGAUUUGUGUCACCGAGCAAUACCCUUCUUCGAAGUGGUUUCUACAGGCUUGCCAGACCCAGACAUUACCCAUUCCCUGACAGCCUGA
This is a messenger RNA of Neurospora crassa OR74A, 1696 nucleotides long. Its product is annotated as mitochondrial 37S ribosomal protein S17. Bases 473 to 970 code for a protein of 165 amino acids. Gene Ontology annotation, cellular component: mitochondrion; ribosome. Gene Ontology annotation, biological process: translation. The transcript has 2 exons. The record is from RefSeq and is a predicted model, not a curated record. Lineage: Eukaryota; Fungi; Ascomycota; Sordariomycetes; Sordariales; Sordariaceae. Gene Ontology annotation, molecular function: structural constituent of ribosome.